AUGCCGGUGCGCGAGAAGCACGCCAUGCUCUCGGGGAGGUCCACCGCCGACCGACUAGUCGCCUGCGAGCGCCACCUGGCGUCCCUCACGACCGGGCGAGGGGGGGGGGUGCCGCCCGCGCUCGCGGAGCCCCGUGACGUCACCGCGGUGGCCGAAGCCUUCACCCGCCACAUCUCCGACGCGGGCCACACGCCCGAGUCUGUGGCAGCGGCAGUGUCCGCCGGCCCUGAGGAUGGUAGUAGAGAAGAGGAACAGGGCGACGCGGGAUCGGACGAAGACUGAGGAGGCUUAAUCCGCGGUGUGCGCCGGCGGGAAAGAAACGAGUCAAUUAUCAUUUUUUUGUUUUGUUCCGAAGUCCCAUGGGGGACGUGGGGUGAAACGAUGGGGUUGUCGUCACCUGCACUGCUACUGCGUCGGCGCAAUACCGGAUUGAAUUGGCGAUGACGACUUGGGAACUGUUUUGGGCGAGCGGGGUUGGAGGGACGGAGGGACGGUGGUGUGUGUUCUAUAAAUAAACGUACAAAAAAUCAUUUUGUAGGUACGGGACCGAGUGGUGUACGCAGGAAGUUCCCGAUCCAUGGGGUAAACUAGUAGCUUGCUUGUUUCGGACCGAGAGAGGGGUGGUUCUCGAGGAGGAAAAUUGUGUGCGUGCAUUGGAACGGGGGGGUGACGAUACAACGCGGGUUGGGUGUACCCCUGGGUGUACUUCGAUGUUGUGAAAUUUUUUUUUUUUGGUUGUCGUCAAACAUUUUCUGUACUCUUCGUUUCGAGAGCAACGAAAGAGGAAGCCAAAAAGUAGCGGCGUUCUCCCACGUGUGGGGUGCCGCGGAUGGGAUGUGUCUACUUAAAAGGGGGGCUGUACUCAUAGUCGUGCAUGCCGUAGUCGUUAGACCAUUGACCUCGCAUCCCUACAAAGCCGGGACGGAGUACGCCGGGUUCUCACCGANGGGGGGGGGGGGUAAAUCUUUGAGGCGGUGCCGGCAUAUUGCCUUGAGCUGGCAAUGGGUUGCUAGGGAGACCAGGCCUACUCAUCUGUGUGUCUGAGUGUUCGUUCUCCGAAACGUGGAGGGGGGGGGAUAGUGGCUAAGCUUGUUCGCUCUCAAGACCCUCAAUGAGGUAUACCCUCGAGAAGUCUCCAACUUCUUUAUCCAAAAGGCACACAGCGUGGUCGGGUUUUGUAUCCUGUGGAAUAUUUCAUGACGCAUAUUCCAGGUGAGGAUUAACACGCGCGGGUAUUGAGGGCGGGAGAGGCAAGGGGUCCCGAGUAUGGGACAAGAGAGAGGCGGGUGUCUGCUGCUUGUAGGCGUGGCUUAUGUGUGUGAGGCACCAACAGCAGCAGGAGCCCAAAUGUCGACAGGCUGGCUCAUUUUGCUAUCGGUACAGAGCCUAAGAAUAUAUAUGUUGUUCCAGGUUUGAAAUGGGAUUCAAGCGCAACAAAGCAUCUUGCCUGGUUGACUUGCUGCCUGGCCUCACUCGUAGGCACAUUGCCCGGUUGCGCGCGUGUAUAUUCAUGCCCUCCUAGAUAGAGUCAAAGGCGUGAAGGAGUGUUGACCGGGGUGAGCUGGAUAUCGCCGCGGCGGAAGAAUAAAGUCCGCCUAAUGCACAACAACGCGGCGCGCGGGGAAGCAACCAAUCGUAUGCCACGCACUAUAUAUCUUUCGCCGUA
Messenger RNA from Ectocarpus sp. CCAP 1310/34, 1666 nucleotides. Lineage: Eukaryota; Phaeophyceae; Ectocarpales; Ectocarpaceae. The record is from the annotation of a GenBank genome assembly.